UUCCACGGAUUCGUGUUUGCAUGCUGUUGUGUUGCUGCAGAUUGCCGAGAGUAGCACUGGGAGAUCACUCGGCGUGGAGCUCGGAAGGCUCCCCAAUCGAGCAGUGCAAAAGCGCUGCUUCUUCUGCGGCUGUGGUGGAUUCCAUGCGGUCUUUAAUUUCUCGCCUUCGUCUUCUUCUCGCAGGGCGUCGUUUAACUGCUGGUUGAGAGGGCAUUUUCUUCCUUGCUCACAGCUGUUAAAUCACAGCAUUGCGUGGUUGUGGAAUGGAGUUAUCGUAGAGGAGGAGGGAGGAUUUUGGAAGAGCGGGAGUCCGCGCGCGUUGAAGGCUUUUUCGUUUCCGUUGGACGGUUCAACAUAGGACGAAUUCUCUACUCCGAGAUUUCGGUUCGGUGCACUGCGAUUCUCAAGCUACCUCGAUUUGUGAGGACAUGAAAACGAUGUAACUUUGGCUUCUUUUCUUUCGCAAGACGAAAAAAUAACUUCCUUCCCACGAUACUUGAUGCAUGAGUAUGCUGGAGGACGUUGAGGAAAACUAAGUCUGAGGUCUCAUGCACCUCUUGGAGCACGUUGGACAGUUGUACCUAGACUGGAUUUUUAUUGGCCAUGAACCAACUCAUUGUCGAGUGAUGACGCUCUGCAGUUCCACAAACAGUGGUGAGAAAAGCUCUGGUGAAGAACAUUUGAGCUUGUGAGGAGAUAAAUUCAGGAAGGUGAACAGAAGCGCUCGUCGGAAUGAAAGGAUCCGCGUUCAAGUUCUUCCCUGUCACAGCUACUUUUUUGAUAAGCUUCUCAUUGUUAGCAGAGAGUUACGAUCCUUUGGACCCCAAUGGGAAUAUCACCGUCAAAUGGGACAUUAAUUCGUGGACCCCGGAGGGUUACGUAGCAAUUGUCACCAUUUUCAAUUGGCAGCAGUACAGGCACAUAUCUUCGCCUGGGUGGAUCUUGGGGUGGGAGUGGGCUAAAAAGGAGGUGAUAUGGAACAUGGUUGGAGCACAAGCCACGUCACAAGGAGACUGUUCUGCAUAUCAUAGCGAUCCUAUUCCCCACUGUUGUGCCCCUAAUCCUAGUGUUGUCGAUCUGCUUCCGGGAGUGCCCUACAACCAGCAAGUAUCAAAUUGUUGUAGAGGUGGGGUUAUCUCAUCUUAUGCUCAAGAUCCAGAGACUGCAUUAUCAGCGUUCCAGAUUACAGUGGGGAAUGCUGGGACAUCAAAUACUACUGUGGCAUUGCCAGUCAACUUUACUUUGAACACGCCUGGGCCUGGGUAUUCUUGUGGACCUGCAACUAAAGUCCCCCCUAGCCAGUUCCAUUCAACAGACAAUAGAAGGGUCACCCAAGCUUUCAUGACAUGGAACAUAACAUGCACUUACUUACAAAAUUUGGCUCAGCGAGCGCCGACUUGUUGUGUUUCUUUUUCAACAUUUUACAGCCCAACGAUUACGCCUUGUGCCGAGUGCUCAUGUGCUUGCGCAUCAAAUUCCACACUCGCUGCUUUGAGAGGAGCAGCAGAAUCCACAAAUUCGUGCAUCGAUCCGAAUACACGGUACGAUGAGCUUCCAGCAAUAACCACAAGGGGCGGCUCUUCAGCCAGUCAUCCCGACCUUUUGUAUUGCACUAGAGACAUGUGUCCAGUCAAGAUCCAUUGGCAUAUCAAAACUAAUUACAAAGAGUAUUGGCGAGUUAAGGUUACGAUCACCAACCGCGAUUUUUCUCGGAAUUUCACGCAGUGGACCUUAACUCUUCAGCACCCUAAUUUUGACAACUUUACAGACGCCUUCAGCUUCAACCACAGGGGAUUGAACCCUUAUGGCACAUUCAGCAAUGACACGGCUGUGUUUUGGGGUGUAAAGUAUUUCAACGACAUUCUGAUGCAAGCUGGUCCUUCUGGAAAUGUUCAGUCGGAGCUCUUGUUCGCCAAAGGAAAGGAUUUCAAAUUUAGCCAUGGGUGGGCAUUUCCACAUCGUGUCUACUUCAAUGGGGAUGACUGCGUCCUGCCCGAACCACAAAACUAUCCAGCUUUACCGAGUAACAGCCCACGAGUUCCAUCAAGUUUUCUCUCUUUAGUUUUCAUAGUAAUUGGAUUGUCAUUGAUAGAAUUCGUAUUUUAGAAAAUAUUACUGUGUUCACAAGACACGAAGAUGAAAUAACUACAGAAAGUACUUGUAAAUCUCCAGCAGGAUGAGAGAUUUUCAAUUCACCAAGAGCAUGAAGGUUCCAUAUUUAGCAUGAUACUUUUUCUUUUCUGUAGAUAUAUCGGUGCAGAAUAUUAAUGAGGGUUUCUAAAUGAACUGUUUAGAUGAGAUCUAACACCGCAGCAGGAAUUAUUGAAAGGGGUUAUGGAUUUUGUAAACGUU
Physcomitrium patens is the source of this 2352-nucleotide messenger RNA. Lineage: Eukaryota; Viridiplantae; Streptophyta; Bryopsida; Funariales; Funariaceae. The record is from RefSeq and is a predicted model, not a curated record.